CCUGACACGGUACCCCAAGGAUCAGUCGACAUGUGCAAAGUUCUCGAAGUUACGGGCGCCGAGCAAGUCACCGGCCAUCCCCACUCUCUCGCCCUCACGAGUCCCGAUCGGGUGACCUUCGUGAAGGCGGCGAGUCGCGAGGACGCACGCUGGUGGGUCGAGUUGCUGGCGGUCUUCCCGCGCCGCCACAAGCGCAACGCCACCUUUCCGGGCGGCCGGGCCUCCCCAAGCCUCCCCAAGUUAGGGAGGAGUGCGUCGCCGCAGCCACCACGUCCGCGCCAUCUGUCGGUGACGGGACCGAGCCCGCGCGCGAAUUUCGAAACGCCGCCGCUGAAGGAAAGAGAGUCGCCGCCCAAGGAGCCGGAUAGGAAACCGGCGUGGACGCCUGCUAGGACUAUGCCUAUCGAGACGCCGACUAGGACGAUGCCUAUCGAGACGGCCCCGUCCAGUUAUUCGAGACCUGAUUGCAUAGUGAGCUCCGGUUCGCCACCGACCCGAGACAAAUUGCGAUGCGAAGAUAAGGCCAGAACGAGACGUGACUGGAGGAACGAGAGAUUGCGGGACAUCGCGACCGCCCUCACCGAUAGGUCGCCCGAAUCGAGCUUGGCCUUACCUGCUGAAGGGCUGCUGCACAUGAAGAAGGGAUGGCUGUUUAUGAAAACGUCCGAUUCCGAUUGGGUGCGACGAUGGAUUGUCCUCAACUGGCCGACGCUUCAAGUUUACCCGAACCAAGACGAACAAGGUACUCCCGAAUACACCGUCGAACUUUCUACUGUUAUCAAUUGCGUAGAGGUCCCGACGGAAACGAAAUACGGAUUCGAAAUUCAAUGGGGUGGUCCAACCUUAACGCUGAGUGCUGUUACGCAGGGGAUCAGGACGAAUUGGUUGCAAGCUUUGAAAAAGGCGACUCAAGUUAGUCCAGCUGCUACCGAUAGCCCUAUUUCUCCUUCUACUCCUCGUUCUCUUUUGGCUUCCAGUGACGAGGAGUAUAGAACAGCGUCUGAAGGAGGCCGAAGAGGAUCAGAAGAUUGGAGCGAGUUGCCGCCUUCGCCACCUCUUACGAAAUUAUCGCUAUCGAAAGUUAAAGAGAGAGCAAGAUUGAGACCGCGACUGCCAAGGAAUCAAUCUAGACAGUCCACUCUCGACAGUACGUCCACAGAUGAAUUAGAUUGUGCCAAAGACCCUGACAAUGUACAGAUUCAUAUGUUGCUGAACAACAAGCAAGAAGAAGAAAUCAACGACCUUCAGAAAAAACUUUAUAAGGCUGAAGACGAUGUGCGGUUUUUGGAAGAGGAAAUUGCCAGGUUGAAAAAAUUUCAAUCUGAUGCAACGAUCAGAGAGCAACGAGCCAAGGAGAUGUUAUUGAAUUUUGAAAAAACCGAAAAAGAAUUAAACCAAAGAAACUCACAAAUCGAAAUAAAUUUCUUGAAAGAACAAAGAGCGUUACAAAGAAGACUGUCUGAAUUCGAAGAAUCUUCUCGAAUAUACGAAGAGAAAUGUAACAUUUUAUCCAAAGACCUUCAUACUAAACAGCGCAUGCUGAUGAACUUACAAGAAGAAUUAGAUGGCUCCAAUGACAGGCUGCAGAAAGAAAGAAAUGAAAAUGACAAACUUUUCAAGAAAAUUCAAGAGUUGGAAGGAAAAUUUUGCUUCAAAAAUAAAAUGUUCAAUGCUGAUUCGGUAUCCGAAUUGAUCAACAUUGACUUGGAUUUGGAUAUUGACGAAAUGGAUCAAAAUGAACUCAAGGAAUACUGUCUGGACCUCAAAUCUCGCUUCGAGAGAGCGAUAGUCGAGAUCAGAGCAGUGAGACGGGCAUUAAGAGAAUCCGAACAGAACUGUGAUAUUUUCGAGUUAGCUAAUCAUAACUUGAUCAAUACCAUAAGUAUAUUGAAAAAAGAGAGCGAGAGCGAGAUUAAGUUACUAGUACAAAGAUUGGACCACCUCACUGCGAAGUUGACUGCUACUGAGAAACAACUCAAAACCAAAGCCAAGACCGAAUCAAAAGAUAAAAGGAGAUCCUUGUCGCUCAAAGGUCGUGAGAGUGUCUCCAUAAAUAAAGAAGUCGAGGAUAAAGUCACAGAAUUGGAAGCCAAAAUAAUAGCUCUUGAAAGAGGCAAAAAUAAGCGACGGUAUAAAAGGGAUCGAAGCAGUGAAAGGGGUUCUCCAAUCGAUGACAAAUCUCUCAGACGUUUGAGGCGUAAAAGUUUAGACAGCGCCACUACCUCAGAACCAAUGAAGCUGUUGAUGCGAUUGAGUUCUUUGGAAUCGAAAGUCACCAACGUAAAUGGAUCCAAUGAAUCUUUGAAUACUUUACACGGAAGCUUAUCGGAUUUAACCAAAUUGAAGGAAGAUUGUCCAUCUGAAAGUAGAAAUAACGUUGAUGUCGAAUAUUUAUUGUCUACUGCUAAAAUUAAAGUCAAUGAAUGUUUGCAAAGUGUCGGAAUACUGAAAACUAAUAACAGAAAGAGAGCGUCAUCGCCUAGUCUAGAUAGACUUAUUUCGCUCGAGAAUUCGUUGAAUGAACUCCUGGAUAUUCUGGAUAGGAGAGACUGUUCAGUCCCCGCCGCCGAAAUAGAAGUCAUCAACAGUUCGGCAGGUGCAGUGGUUAAACAGUUGCAGAUGCUGUUGCUGGAAAAACUCACGAGUUUAGCGGAGAAGAAAAGACUGUUACGAGAAAACAAAACGUGGGAUAGCUCCGCUCGUUUGCAGAUGCUGGCGGAAAAAGUAGCCUACGAGAAUAUUUUAGUCAGCCGGAUCCAGGAAGCUUUACUGUCUCCUGUAACUGGAGAAGCCGUGUGCGAAAGGUUAAUCGGUAAAGAACUGAGAGAGACUGCUUACCUGAUAAUAGCGUUACAAAACAAAAUCAACGGAGCGAACGAAAAACCUCUCCCGUGUCGGACGAGCGCGGAGUAUUUGUCUAAAAUAUUGGCGAAAUGUCUUCUGUCGGCUUCCCAGGGAUUCAGGUCAUGCAAGAACUUCGUAACCGCGAAAGGGCCUUCAUUGAAAGUGCUCUGCGAAGAAAAACAAAGUUUAGAUAAUCUACUGGUCAAUUACAAAACGGCAAAGUUACCACAACUAGCGGAAACUCUGGCUUCAGAGGCGCUGAACCUAGCUUCCGAUAAUACGUGCAGAUUGGGUUCGUUGACCGACGAGACUGUCAAUGAAUUCAGUAAAACUGCCAGAGAGUUCGUCAACGCCGAGCUAAUCCGUUCAGAAAUCAAUCACGUUUUACUGAGGGCCGCUCAAGUCUUCCAUACCAACGUUAAUGCUGAUCACGCAUUUUUCUUCAGCUUUUUUGCUUCGGAACGAGCCGCCCUGGAACUGUGGUCAGAUUCCGUGGGAGACUGCCUAUAUAAAGAUGUCAACGCCAGCAUCACCGAACUAACAGAGCUUUACCAAAACUGCCUGAACAAACUGCUCAAAGAAAACUGGACGUGUCGGUUGGAAUUGGAUAGGAAUAAUCGUUCGCCAACUAGCUUGUUGCACGAAUACGCAGAGAUCGUGGCACACAAAGCUCUGAUCGACGCGAGGAUCGCCGUUCUGAGCGGUCAAUACGUAACCCCUGAUGAGUACAAUGAAGAUAAAAGUAGUUUUAGUAGCUGGUUAGAAAACGAGAAGUACUGGUCCCUCAUUGAGGAUCAGUCUCUGAUACAAAUAAACCAAAGUUUAGAAGCAGAGUUCAGUUGUAUGGUCGACAAGUUUGGUCAGCAAUGUUUCGCUUUGCUCGGUCAGCCAGAACUGGAAGAGGUCUUGGGGUAUUUGAACGAGUUGGCGUCCAAAGUGCUGGAGGUGCAGAAGUAUUUCGCGGUGCCCGUCGCAGACUCGGAUGUCGCUCUCAGGAGUUGGAGUGACGUUUGCCAGACUUGUAUCAAGCUGAGGAAUGACUUGGACGAGAUCCGAGUCACUUUGGAAAAGUCAAACUCACUCAACAGGUAUCACUCUUCCGAAGAGAACCGACCAGUUUACUUGGGAACGGAAUACCUGUCUCAGGUGGAAAACUUGAGGGCGGCGUACCGACGAGCCCUAGCUUCGUGCAAAGAACAUCACAACGAAGCCGACAUCGAGCAGUUGCAACAAUUGUGCGAAAGAGUCCUCCAAUCGAUGGAACAGUGGCACCGAAGGACCAUUCAAGAUUUGCGAGAAGAACACAACCAAGAAGUCGAGAUGCUCAAGCAGGACAAAGAACAAGCCUUGGCGGAGGAAACGCAAGCCACUCUGGCUGCUUUGGACGUGAUGAAGAAGGCUCACGAAGCGGAGGUACAGCGAGAAGUUGCCAAGUUCAAACAGGAGUUUAUAAGGCAAAAAAGGGACGACAUCUUUGAUUUGUCUGAAAAACUUUCCGUCAAGUCUCUGGAAGCUUCCGCUCUUGAAGGUCAACUUGCUAGCGCCACGAGGCAGUUGGCACAUGCCCAACAGCAUAUAUUGAAGCUGGAACGUAACCCCAAGAUCUCGUCAAUGCAGAACUGACGGAAUGUGUCUGUUAGAAGAAAAUAUACUAGUCUUAACAAGCCUCAUGUACCAGUGUAAAUUAGUACAAUAUCACCGUUGUGUACAGAAAAUAGCACCUCUUUACUCAAGUUUAAUGAUUGUUUUACCCCUUGAAUGUUUUUAUUUAUUUUACCUCAACUCUCACAGCAUCCCAUAUUUGUACAAAUAAUAAUAGUUUUUUUUGUAACAGUUAACAGUUUAUUGUUUAUAUGUGUUGGGUUUUUUGGAAUGUUUAUAUGAACAAAAUAUAUAAAUUAUUAAUU
This is a messenger RNA of Leptinotarsa decemlineata (Colorado potato beetle), 4751 nucleotides long. RefSeq names its product myosin phosphatase Rho interacting protein outspread (gene osp). Gene Ontology annotation, cellular component: actin cytoskeleton. Gene Ontology annotation, molecular function: actin filament binding. The record is from RefSeq and is a predicted model, not a curated record. NCBI's taxonomy places the organism in Eukaryota, Metazoa, Arthropoda, Insecta, Coleoptera, Chrysomelidae.